Messenger RNA from Fraxinus pennsylvanica, 2502 nucleotides. The record is from the annotation of a GenBank genome assembly. NCBI's taxonomy places the organism in Eukaryota, Viridiplantae, Streptophyta, Magnoliopsida, Lamiales, Oleaceae.
AUGUCUGCUAAUAGCAACGAAGUGCAAGUGGGAGUGGAGAGGUUGUUCAUAGGGGCAGGUUGCAACAGAAUAGUGAACAAUGUUUCAUGGGGUGCCUGUGACUUGGUCUCUUUUGGUACCCAAAACGCUGUUGCCAUUUUUUGUCCGAAGAUUGGACAAAUCUUGAUUACGCUUCCCGGCCACAAGGCACAUGUUAAUUGUACUCACUGGUUGCCAAGCAACAAGUUUGCAUUUAAAGCUAAACAUUUGGAAAGGCACUAUCUUCUAUCUGGAGAUGCCGAUGGAGCUAUUACUUUGUGGGAGUUUUCUCUUGCAGACAAGAAGUGGAGGCAUGUGUUACAAGUAGUCGAACACAAAAAAGGUGUUACAUGCAUUACUGCAAUCAUGGUGUCUGAUACAGAUGCGCUGUUUGCAUCCACCUCUUCUGAUGGUGUCGUAAAUGUGUGGGAAGUAAUCCUUCCAUCUAUUUCUGGAGGUGAAUGCAAAUUGUCUUGUUUGGACUCCUUGUUUGUUGGGAGAAAACCUAUGGUCGCUCUUUCAUUAGCACAGUUGCCUGGGAACUCUGGUCAACUAGUCCUGGCCACAGGGGGACUGGACAACAAGAUUCAUCUAUACUGCGGUGAGAGGACAGGAAAAUUUGUUCAUGCCUGUGAGUUGAAAGGGCACACUGAUUGGAUUCGUAGUCUGGAUUUCUCGUUACCUAUAUAUGCUAAGGGUGAAACAUCUAGUGUUCUGCUAGUAAGUUCAUCUCAAGACAAAGGCAUACGCAUAUGGAAGAUGGCUUUAUGUGAUUCUCUUUCUAAUAAGGGAACAAGUUUGGCCUCUUACAUUAAAGGUCCUGCAUUUGUAGCCGGUUCAUCAUCUUAUCAAAUAUCUCUGGAAUCUCUCCUCAUUGGCCAUGAGGAUUGGGUAUACUCAGUGCAAUGGCAGCCGCCUCAAAGCUCAUCUACUGAGGGUAUGGAAUUUUAUCAGCCUCAAAGCAUUUUAUCUGCAUCCAUGGAUAAGACGAUGAUGAUCUGGCAACCUGAAAAGACUACUGGCAUAUGGAUAAAUGUGGUCACUGUUGGGGAACUAAGUCAUUCUGCUUUGGGGUUUUAUGGUGGGCAUUGGAGCCCAAGUGGAGACUCAACUUUAGCUCAUGGUUAUGGUGGAUCUUUCCAUUUAUGGAAAAAUGUUGGCAUUGAUUUUGAUGAUUGGAAACCACAGAAAGUUCCUUCUGGACACUUUGCAACUGUAUCAGACAUUUCAUGGGCUAGAUGUGGGGAGUAUCUGCUGUCCGUCAGUCAUGAUCAAACAACUAGGGUGUUUGCUCCAUGGCGUAACAUAUCUUCUUCAGAAGUUGGAGAAGCUUGGCAUGAAAUUGCACGUCCUCAAGUUCAUGGCCAUGAUGUUAACUGUGUGACAAUAAUCAAAGGAAAAGGGAACCACCGUUUUGUAAGUGGGGCCGAUGAGAAAGUUGGCAGAGUUUUUGAAGCUCCUCUAUCCUUUUUAAAGACUUUGAAUCAUACAAAUUCAUGGAAAUUUAAUUCUUCUGAUGACCUUCAAGCUGACAUGCAAAUUUUGGGUGCAAAUAUGUCUGCCCUAGGACUAUCCCAGAAGCCUAUAUAUGUUCAAGCUCCAUCUUCGUCAGUUGACAGAAAUAGCAAUGAAGGCAUUGAUACCCUCGAAACGAUUCCAGCAGCGGUUCCAGUUGUGCUGACAGAACCACCCAUUGAAGAACAACUUGCAUGGCAUACACUAUGGCCAGAGUCCCACAAGCUUUACGGUCAUGGCAAUGAACUUUUUUCUUUGUGUUGUGACCAUGGUGGCAAGCUUGUUGCUUCAUCCUGCAAGGCUCAGUCAGCAUCUGUGGCAGAAAUAUGGCUUUGGCAAGUUGGCUCUUGGAAGUCUGUUGGCCGCUUGCAUUCUCACACUCUAACAGUGACACAAAUGGAGUUCUCUCACGAUGAUAAUUUUCUUUUGACAGUCUCAAGAGAUCGUCAUUUUUCUAUUUUUGAAAUCAAGCAGACAGGAUUGGAUGAAAUUAGUCAUCAGCUUGUAAUUAGGCAGGAAGCACAUAAAAGAAUAAUAUGGGCAUGUUCUUGGAACCCGUUUGGUCAUGAAUUUGCAACAGGUUCAAGGGACAAGACUGUUAAGAUCUGGGCAGUAGUAAAUGGAUCGUCAGUUAAGCUACUUACGACUCUACCAACGUUCAAAAGUAGUGUCACAGCGCUAUCUUGGCUGGGCGUUGAUCGGCAGAGAAACCAAGGGCUUCUUGCAGUUGGGAUGGAAAAUGGACUCAUCGAAUUGUUUAGUCUUUCCAAUGCAAAAGCUGAAGAUGGAAGCAUCCCAGUGCUGAAUGCAGCUCUUGUUGUCCAGUUUGAUCCCCUUAUAUGCCACGUGUCUACAGUUAACCGGUUAAGAUGGAAAAACUCAGACAAGAGUGAAGAUUCUUCGGCUGUGCAGCUUGCAUCCUGCGGGGCUGAUCAUUGUGUGAGAGUAUUUGAGGUUAAAUGUUCUUAA